CUGGGGGUCAAGUGACGAUGAAGGAUUGCAAUGCAACUCUAUAGCGGUACACGACAUGGAGUGCUCUUGAGCGCGCCGAAUUCUGGGGUUGUCGGCACUGCGGGCUUAUCGUUUGGAUUAGCUUUUGCGGGGGUGGAAUUAUGUCGGAUUGCUGGAUGGUUUCUAGCCUUUUCAGUCUAGGGUUUGAAGAGUUUUGAUUUCGGUGCCAUCCAAUCGAACCGAAAAGGUAUCGUGAUCCGAGGUUAGGAUUGGAAUUUGUAAACGAGAGGUAGAGGGAUGGCCGCGGCGCAGCCCGUCGCUUCGUCCUACCUAAACCCUUCAGGGUCCACCACGAGCGCUGGAUCUAGCGGUGGAGCUCCUGUUUCGUCUAAACGCAAGAGGCGUCUCCAUGACCUCUCUCCAGAUGAGAUCAAUGAAAUAGUGGCUCUGAGGGGAAAGAUGUCCCAAGCUGUCGUCGGAAAGAAAUAUGGAAUCGAGCAAACAGAAGUGAGCGCCAUUCAAAGGAUGCAGCGUGUGAAAAUAGCCCGCUUGGUGGAUGAUAACGAUAAGAAGCCAAUGGUUGGAAGAGUUAAAGGGGUGGAGGUUACUAUCCCAAUCGUAUAUGGUUCCAUCGCCUUUUGGCUUGGAAAGAAAGCGGCUGAAAGCACACACAAGUGGACAACAUAUGUUCGGAGUGCUAAUAAUGAAGACCUCAGUGUUCUGAUUAAAAAGGUUGUUUUUCAACUACAUCCCAGCUUCGAAAAACCUACAAGGACAGUAGAAGCAGCUCCGUUUGAGCUGUCAGAGUCGGGGUGGGGAGAGUUUGAAAUUGGCAUUACUCUCCAUUUUCAUCCGGACGUUGGAGAAAAGCCCUUAGAAUUGUUUCAUCACUUGAAGUUGUACGCUGACGAUGAGUCAAUUCCGCAGACGACAAAGAAGCCCGUUGUUGUGGAAUCAUAUGAUGAGAUAGUGCUUUCAGAGCCUAUGGAGGCAUCAUUUGGUCGCUUGCGUAAUCAUCCUGUUGCUCGAGUGAUAGGCAGUCCUGCGUCGCCACUUGUUCUUCCAGCCGCAGAAGGCUCCUUCGAAAGGAAUGGAGGAGAUACGAAGGAUCAUUCGCUACUGCAGUGGUUUAUGAAGCACUCGGAAGCUGAGGACUUGAACUUACUUGCAACUGCUCGCCAACAGGUGUGUGCUGCUGCUGCGAAGUUAAAAAAAGACCUUGGUGUAUUAGAGACUGAAAUUUCGCGUAUAAAAGCAACUACACAUUAGCAUGUUUAUCCAUGCGCACUCUAGAUAUCAGGCGGUGUAUAUCCAGGCAUACAUCGUAUUUUCGAUGUUUAGGAGGUGCGGUGAGAUCGAGGACAGCAAGUGAACCUUGAAGCACUUGCAACGGUUAUUGCCAAAAACAACCUUUCUCUUACAUUCAGGGUCGUUAGGUAGCUUGCCUAUACUUUUUUCAAGACUGUUCUGGAGUUCUGUAUUAUAACAGCAGCAUGCUUUGUCUGAACUGCUAUUUUUUUUGUCCGAGAAGGUGUUUAUUGUAGUAGGGAUCGUGUGUUUUAAAUGUUGAAAAGAAAACUUGGCAGGAGAAAGAACUCGCACUUGAUCUAAUGUUGCAGGAAAAGUGAUCUUAAUUUGGCACAUGUUCCUGCUUUGUGCUGCAUCAAUAGUUUCUUGUGACAAAGAUCUGUCGUCGAGUAUGUGUACCCGGCAGUUUCAGUCCUGUCAGGGAUCAGGCGUAGUAAUGACCACUUUUGCAUGUACGGGAGUUAAGUACAAAUCUAUCUUUAGAUUAGCUAA
Molecule: messenger RNA, 1779 nt
Organism: Physcomitrium patens
Lineage: Eukaryota; Viridiplantae; Streptophyta; Bryopsida; Funariales; Funariaceae
Product: transcription initiation factor TFIID subunit 14b
Biological process (GO): regulation of DNA-templated transcription
Source: RefSeq, a predicted model, not a curated record